CCCCCGUUUCACAUGCCAUCCGUCUCCAACCUCUCUCGACUCCCCUCCUCCCUCCCGUCACGCGCCACCGUCGAGAAGGAAGAGGAGAGAGACCCGGGGAAAAUGCGCGCUCCGCUGAGGCCGCGUUUGGCCCUUCUCGCGCUGAUGGCGGCGGCCUUCGCCGGAGCCUGCUUCGACCGCGCUGGGGCGGCGGCAGCCUACCAUCGCCCGGGACAGCGCCCUGCGGUGUUCAUUCGGGACUCCGACGACGAGGGCUCAGCUUCUCCUCAACAGGUGCAUACAUCUCUGGUGGGUCAAGAUAAAAUGAGGAUCUCGUGGAUCACCCAAGGCUCGGCUCCUCCGACUGUGGAAUAUGGCAAGUCGCCAGGCGUAUACCCGAGUUCAUCUACUGGAAGUACAACUUCAUACAAGUAUGCACUGUACAAUUCCGGGGAGAUCCAUGAGGCAGUCAUUGGUCCGUUGGAACCAAACACGGUAUAUUACUACCGAUGUAGCUCAGACUCGGCCCGCGAGUUCAGUUUCAAAACCCCUCCAGCGCAAUUACCAAUCAAAUUUGCAAUAGUUGGUGACCUUGGACAGACGGGAUGGACCAAUUCGACCCUUCAACACAUAGUGCAAUCGAACUAUGACGUUCUGCUGCUGCCUGGCGACCUGUCAUAUGCUGACUUCUACCAGCCUUGGUGGGACUCGUUCGGCCGCCUUGUUGAGCCCCUGGCCAGCCAGAGGCCCUGGAUGGUGACCCGGAACCACGAGAUCGAGAAGAUGCCAGUCAUCCAUCCCGACUCCUUCACGUCCUACAACGCGAGGUGGCGCAUGCCGUUCGAGGAGAGUGGCUCGGACAGCAACCUCUACUAUUCGUUCGACGUUGCUGGAAUCCACAUCAUCAUGCUCGGUUCAUACACGGACUUUGACCCAAGCUCUGCCCAGUACAAGUGGUUGCAAGCCGACUUGGGGAAGGUGGACCGGACAAGGACCCCUUGGAUAGUGGUGCUGAUCCAUGCUCCAUGGUAUAACUCUAACACUGCUCAUCAAGGGGAGAAGGAAUCGAUCAAGAUGAAAGCCUCCAUGGAAGGUUUGCUCUAUCAAGCACGAGUCGAUGUGGUUUUCGCUGGGCAUGUGCAUGCCUAUGAGCGCUUCAACCGUGUCUACAAUGGAAAAGCCAAUGAUUGUGGUCCGGUGCACAUCACCAUUGGCGACGGUGGCAACCGCGAAGGCCUUGCCAAAAGGUACAUGAAUCCAAUGCCGUCGAUAUCAGUUUUCCGGGAGGCGAGCUUUGGGCACGGGCAACUGGAGGUGGCGAAUGCGACUCAUGCACUCUGGACAUGGCAUAGGAAUGACAACGAUGAGGCUGUGGAAGCAGAUUCAACUUGGUUAACCAGCCUCUCAUCCAACCCUGCCUGUAAAUCUUGAGAAUCUUCAUACAGAGGUAUAGAAACACCCGAAUGUACGAGGAAAAUUGUUGGAUAAUAUGCAAAGUUGGUUCGGGAAUAGAAUACAUAAAUCGU
Eucalyptus grandis is the source of this 1505-nucleotide messenger RNA. Its product is annotated as probable purple acid phosphatase 20. Lineage: Eukaryota; Viridiplantae; Streptophyta; Magnoliopsida; Myrtales; Myrtaceae. Gene Ontology annotation, molecular function: metal ion binding; acid phosphatase activity. The record is from RefSeq and is a predicted model, not a curated record.